Messenger RNA from Hylaeus anthracinus, 1639 nucleotides. RefSeq names its product exodeoxyribonuclease (gene Rrp1). Gene Ontology annotation, cellular component: nucleus. The record is from RefSeq and is a predicted model, not a curated record. Gene Ontology annotation, molecular function: DNA binding; DNA-(apurinic or apyrimidinic site) endonuclease activity; endonuclease activity. Bases 543 to 1553 code for a protein of 336 amino acids. The transcript is spliced from 7 exons. Lineage: Eukaryota; Metazoa; Arthropoda; Insecta; Hymenoptera; Colletidae. Gene Ontology annotation, biological process: base-excision repair.
UUAUUAAAAAAUUUAAUUGGAAACAUUUGCUGUUGAAAAACACUUUUAUAUUAUCUUCAUUGUUUAACUUGAAAACACUUUGUAUAUAGCAACAAACAAUCACAACAAAUGAUUCGGUCCAAAAUAUCGAUAUUGACGUGAUUGUUUGUUUUGUAAACAAAGAUGUUUUCUCAUUUCAUUUAUAAACCUCAAAAUUUUCCGUUACUUACGAACGUUAGUAUUUUAUUGAGAAAUUUAAUAAUUUUUGUCAAGAAAUUAAUUUUUUAUAUCGAAUAAUUAUAUGAUUAUUUGUUCAACAUGCCAAAUUUCGUGGCGACGCGCAGUUUUCAAACUUCGUUGAAGAUCGAGUCGUUGUUCUUUGUCAGAUACGCCUGGAUAUAUCUGUUAAUUUUUGUAAUAAAUAACCGAGAUAGUAGUUACAUUGAUUAGUUCUUAAUAAAACGGAACAAUUUUAAAAGAGAAUCACUUUCAUAUUGUUAUUGUCGUGUUAAUAUUAAUACAAUAAUUCGUAGCGUCUGUUCACGUGCAUCAAGACAACCGGCAUGCCGCCAAAACGUGGUCGAGGUUCAAAGGCAAACUCUACAGAAACCAAAAAUGAAAAACAAAGUAAGGCGUCGAAAGCACAAGAAGUGUCUGGUAAAAAAUCUAAACGUGCUAGAAAUGAUAAUGAAGAACCUGCACCGAAGCGUGCCAAGACAGAGCCAAAGCAGAUGAUGAAUAAAGUAGAUACGAAUUGGGAUGAAAUCGACUUUGGAUGUGAGAAAUUAAAUGCGGAAGGAAAUAAGUAUAAUUUAAAAAUUUCUAGCUGGAAUGUUUCUGGAAUAAGAGCAGUUAUUAAAAAAAGUGGAAUUGAAUAUAUUGAAAAAGAAGAUGCUGAUAUAGUUGCACUGCAAGAAACCAAAUGCAAUAAAGAUAAAUUACCAGAAGAAAUUAAGUUGAGCGGAUAUCACCGUUAUUUUCUUGACAGUAAAAAAUCUGGCUACUGUGGUCUUGCCUUAUAUUCAAAAGAGAAACCAAUUGAUGUAAAAUAUGGUCUAGAUGAUCCUGAAUUUGAUGAUGAAGGCAGGCUAAUUAUGGCAGAAUACCCCAAGUUUUAUCUAAUUAAUGUUUAUAUUCCCAAUGCUGGCCAAAAGUUGGUAACAUUACCAAAAAGAUUACAGUGGAAUGAGGUUUUCAAGAAUUAUAUUAAAGAGCUGGAUGAAAAGAAACCAGUCAUUAUUUGUGGUGAUAUGAAUGUUGCACAUCAAGAAAUAGAUCUCACAAAUCCUAAGACAAAUACAAAAAAUGCUGGAUUUACCAAAGAGGAACGAGAAGGUAUGACAGACUUCUUAGCUGCAGGAUUUGUAGAUACAUUUAGAGCUUUGUAUCCUGAGAAAACUGGUGCUUAUACAUUUUGGUCAUAUUUUGCUAAUGCGCGUACUAAGAACAUAGGAUGGAGAUUGGAUUAUUUUUUGGUAUCUGAACGAAUUAAAGAUCAAGUUUGUGAUAAUGUUAUUAGAGACAAGGUAUACGGUAGUGAUCACUGUCCAAUUGUUCUUUACAUUAAUAUAUAAGAAAAAAAUUUCGUGUGCUUGAAUUAUAAUCAUUGUACUUAAUAUAUUUUGUUUUUUGAGAAUAAAAUUAUUUAUAGAAUAUCUUA